Molecule: messenger RNA, 1799 nt
Organism: Bactrocera neohumeralis
Lineage: Eukaryota; Metazoa; Arthropoda; Insecta; Diptera; Tephritidae
Exons: 3
Coding region: 928-1644 (238 amino acids)
Source: RefSeq, a predicted model, not a curated record
UACACACAUACCCACAUACGCGAAGGCGCAAGUGCGAAAUCUAACAACAACAAUGUUGUCUGCUCGGUAGCAAAAUGACAAUAAGCAUAGAUAACUUGAUACGAGACUCUUUGGUUCGAGAGAGAGCUGUCAAAACUCGCAUUUUUUAUAACAUUUGCCAAUGAUGCCACUGCUGAAAAAUAUUAACUUGGGUAUUUAAUAAAUUAUACAAAACACUAAAUUAAACACUUUGAAAAUGCAUACAUACAUAUAUAUGUAAAUGCUAAAAUGCAAAAUCAUUAAUUAAUUUACAUAAACAUUUAUUUUGCCAAAAUAUGUUCGCACAGUUUCAUUUCACACUAAUUUCGUCAAGUAAUUAUAGCGCUGCUUUUCUGGCAUCCCGCCUUUUUCACUAACUGCUGGUUGACGGCACCCUGAUUGUGUUUUGUUGCCAGCUCAGAAAACAGAUCAGCUGCAAGCGAGAGAGCAAGAAAAGAGAUUCUAAUCAAGUUAUCUAUGACAAUAAGAGAAUGACGAAUAUUACAAAUUACAAAUGUUUGCUUUGGCAUGUGCACUGGUACAUACAUACAUAUGCAUGCGCUAAGGCGCUAUCUACGAUUUGACAUGCGCUCUCUUCUAUGUUGCACGAAUAUGUAUGUACGAGCUAAGGAACACUGCGCUUUGACAUGCGCACUCUACUUUGUUUUAUAUUCACACAUACAUACUUACAAACAUAUGUAUGUAUAUACAUAUGUAUGGGCGAAGACGCAAGUGCAAAAUCUAACAGAAAUAUUGUUGUCGGCGUUAUUUUGAUUAGAAGUGUUAUUGCGUUAGGUAAGCUUUGAGUCAGUUCAGUUUUCUUCCAAAAGUCAAGGCGGCUAUUACCAGCGAAUACAUACAUACUACAUCGAAUUUCAGUUCAGAUUCAGAUUAAUUAUUAAAAAUAAAAUGCCAAACCAAAGGCGAAUUAGACGAAAAAGGAGUUUAACAGGUCGAAGAGAAGAGAGCCGUAGUCAUGCAGGAUCUAUGGCAAGUUAUUUCAAAGCUGCCCUAAACUCCGUAGUUCUUCCGGAGUAUAGUUCGCUUGGGGGUUUGACUAAUAUAUGUUUACACUGUAAAGCAAAACAUUUCGGAAGUGAAAAGGUAAGAAAUGGCUUUACGACAUGUUGUCAUGGCGGAAAAGUUAAACUUCAAGAAUUACGUGUACCUGAGUUUUUGAAAGCUGUGUUAGAAAAUGAUUUGAGCUCUUGGCGGGGACACUAUUUGGAGAAUAUUCGGCAGCUAAAUAGUUCGUUUGCUUUUGCAUCAUUCGAAGCGAAAAUUGCGGAGCCUACAGGGCGCGGACCAUAUUGCUUCCGAAUACAUGGAUCAAUAUAUCAUAGGGUAGGUCCAUUGCAUGCAGAUCAUCCUUCAGAAUCCUCCUACGCCCAGCUGUUUAUUCUUGACACGGAUCAAGCAACUGAUAUAAGGGCACAACAUAAUUCAAACUGCGAUAGGUAUUUGCUGAGAGAAAUCCACGAAAUGCUUUCAAAUAUUAACCCCUUGGCAAAUGAGUAUAAGCAUAUGGCGCAGGUUGAACGCGAAGAGGAACAGAGGGCCAGAGAAGAAAAUCGCAAUGCUCGCCGAAUUAGCAUGCUACUUUUGCUUAGAUCGAUUAUUACGUGAUAUUCACCAAAAUGAAAUACCUUUUGGUGGAAAGGUUAUUUUAUUAGGUGGUGAUUUCAGGCAAGUUCUUCCUGUGGUGCCCAAUAGCUCACGCGCCGCUAUAGUUGGUAAUUGUUUGAAACGGUGCUCACUUUGGAAAUUUUUUAGGUGUCUCA